AUGCCGGCGCGGAGCGCGAUACGAUGCGUGCUUGCCGCGACGUUUGCCGUGGCGGCGGGCCUGCGGCCGAUGCCAGGCUUGAGUUUUGGCAGCAGCACGCUCAGGCCGCUCGCCGCUGCCGCAGCGCCACCAAGGCGGCGGCUCCGCUCUCCGCCGCCGCAGCUGCUCGACCCGCUCGACUGGCUGGCGGACCAGCUCGAGGUGCGGCUGCGUGCGCGGCGCGAGGGCAAGCUGCGGCGGCCGAAGCGCAUCAUCCUCGUGCGGCACGGCCAGUCGGAGGGCAACGUCAACCGGACUGCGUACCAGAGCACACCCGACUCCCAGAUUGCGCUGACCGAGGGGGGGUGGGCCCAAGGCGUGGUGGACCCCUCCCUAAGACUACCUAGCCUUAAAAAAUUCCCCACCUUUUAA
This is a messenger RNA of Emiliania huxleyi CCMP1516, 411 nucleotides long. RefSeq lists its product as hypothetical. Lineage: Eukaryota; Haptophyta; Isochrysidales; Noelaerhabdaceae. The transcript is spliced from 2 exons. Bases 1 to 411 code for a protein of 136 amino acids. The record is from RefSeq and is a predicted model, not a curated record. Gene Ontology annotation, molecular function: phosphatase activity.